Messenger RNA from Lactuca saligna, 336 nucleotides. Lineage: Eukaryota; Viridiplantae; Streptophyta; Magnoliopsida; Asterales; Asteraceae. The record is from the annotation of a GenBank genome assembly.
AUGGGAUUAGGAUACCAAACAUGCGCUAACUGGUACUUUUUAGACCAUGGUUGUCUGUUGGUUUCUUCACAUUCAUUUACAUUUGAUAGCCUGAGUGAAGAACCCGAUACUGAGGUUGGUUUGGAGAAGCCUUUGGAUUUUACAACUAGUUGGGAUCAUGGAUCUGGAGGUGCUCUUGGUGUUAAGGAGGUGCAGUGGAUAACUUUUGCUACUAAACUUGUUGAGAAUGAUGGUAAUUGGUUUGGGUCCUAUAACUAUUUUUGGUGUCAAGGAUUUGAAAACCACCGGCCGGAGACAUUGGAUAGCCGCAACUCCGUCGCACUCAACCCCAGAUAA